AUGACCCGCUCGCAAGGCCAUGGCAGAGUCGGCGCGUUUCGCGCGCGGAGCCACCAUGGCGUUGCGCUGCUGUCGCUAGUGGCGGCGAUCGUCCUGGCGGGACUCAUUCGUCCAGUCGCGCCGUCCACCGACGCUCCGGCGCUGCACGGUGCGGAUCGACCGCGCAUUCAUCCCAGCGCUGCAAGCCACCCGUCUAGUGCGACACGUCGGAUCCGCUAUUCUCGCCGCUCUCGCGCUCAACCCCCAACGCUCCCCUCCGACUUCCCUUCCAUUCUCCCCCUCCCCCGCGUCCCUCCCGGUUUCCCACUCCCCCGCUUUCCAGAGUGCGACUCGUCGGACCCGCUAUUCUCGCCGCUCUCGCGCUCCGCGGGGGACCACGCGCACCGCUACCAGCGCCCGGCGCACCAGUGCUGGAGCAAGGCGGAGAUGCCGUGCUACGCGGGGAGCCGCGGCAUGGCGGCGCGCUCCGAGACGCUCAAGCGCAAGCUCCGCGCGUACCACGAGUACCGGCGCGAGUGCGACGCGAAGGAAGACAUCACGUCCUUGAAGACAAAGCUGCGCGCGGGGAACGCGACGGAGUGCAGAUACCUGCUAUGGCACUUCAAGCCCGGCGACGGGCAGGGAAACCAGUUCAUCUCGCUGGUGUCCGCGUUUGUGUACGCGCUGCUAACGAACCGCGUGUUUCUGCUCUUAACGGGGAUGGGACCGGCGAAGCUGAUGUGCCAGCCGUUUGAGGGCGCGCCGUGGUUCGUGUAUUCAGACGUGCCAGACGAGCGGUGGGAUGCCACGCUGGUGGGCAUGCGCAUCGCCUAUCAGUACUUCCCGGAUCGAGUGGUGGCUAUUCAGAACGGCACCAGCGACACCAUGGACGUGCCUAACAUCGCGCAGCGCGCAGGUGAGCCUACACCACACGGAGCAGAACACGAGCAUCUUCGUCUGCGCCUCAGAGCAGAGCUGGCUCGCCCGCGUGCCCUCAAUCCUACUCCUGGCCAACCAGUUCUUCCUGCCCUCGCUCUUCCACCACCCCUCCUUUCCCCGUCCCCUCCUUCUCCUCUCAGCGCGCAGGUGAGCCUACACCACACGGAGCAGAACACGAGCAUCUUCUUCUGCCCUUCAGAGCAGACCUGGCUCGCCCGCGUGCCCUCAAUCCUACUCCUCGCCAACCAGUUCUUCCUGCCCUCGCUCUUCCACCACCCCUCCUUCCGCCGCCACAUACAAGACCUCUUCCCCUCGGGCCGCAUCUUCCAGACCGUCUCCCAGCUCGUCAUGUUCCCCAACAACCGCCUCUGGGCGGCCAUAACGGACAACAUUCACCGCCGGGCGGCGCCGGCCGCCGCCCGGGUGGGGCUGCAGUUGCGGCACUGCAGCGCGGAUAUUAUAUCGCAGGCGGCAGAGUGCGUGGUGCAGGUGGCGCAGGGGGAGGCUGUAACGGAGGGGAGAAGAGAGAGGGAGAAGAAAGAUGGGGAGAGAGAGGCGGGAGGGGAGCCUGGUGGGGUGGGGGUGGUGGGAGGCGUGGGGGGAGCGGGUGGGGGUGGUGCUGUGGUGGGCAGUGGGGAAGCAGCAGCAGCAACAGCAGCAGCAGCAGCAGCAGCUGGGACGGGGAGCAGUGGCAGCGCGAGUGAGGGCGGAGGCGGCGUGGGGAGUUGGAGCAGCUCAACCGUUGUGCUCAUUGCUGCUCUCUACGAGUAUGCUCCCUACAACCUCUCGCUGCUGCUCUUCCCCAAUGCUCCCUCCUCCCCACUCACAUACACCAAGGUUGUUGUCACAGACAGCAGCAGCAAUGACACUAGUGACAGCAGCACGGGCGCGAACAACAGCACUCAGACUGACUCUCCUGCGACAGACCCCAGCAGCACCACUGCAAUCACCACAAGCAAAGAAACCACCACCAACAUCAACAUCAACAGCAGCAGCAGCAGCGCGGCCACCCCAGAUCUCACCCCAUCAAGCACAGUGAUCAGCAUCCCUGCCAGCAGCAGUGACAUCACGAACAGCAGCAUCAUCAGCAAUGGCACCUUCUCCCUGGACCGCCUCACCACAGAGACAGCUCAGACCGGGCUGGACACGGAGGUGCAGCACGCCAUCAUCGACAUCUACACCCUCGCGCUCGCCUCUGACGCCAUUCUCAUCUUCCCCACCUCUACAUUUGGGUACCUCCUCUCCUCGCUCUUCGGUCGGCCGGCGUUUUUUGUCUCUCAGGGCUGCCAGCCGGCCCCGUUGGAGCCGUGCUAUCAGCACCCCCCGCAGCCGCACCAGUGCUCGGAUGGGCAGCAAGUGGGAGUGCCGCCGUUUAGUGAUCUGUUUGGUCCCGUCGCCUCAGUAGCAAACACUGGUGAAGCGUCUGGCCUCUGCCGCGGAGACGGUCGUCCCCAGCCCGCGCAUACUGCUAAGCCGGCCGUGCCGUCAGCAGCCGGACCGAGCGUCCGCUUGCCAUCUCGUGCGUCGUCGUCGAAGCCUCCGCCUCGUUACAAGCAGGCCGUGACGGUGGCAAGUGUGGCAAGAGUGGGCUGGGCACGGUGCAACCGAUCUUCAGACCCAAGCCUUCAAGCGGCAUGCCGCGACGAACAAGCACCAGUUGGCCAUCAAUCACCAGAAGCAGAUGCUAGCUCAGGCUGGGAUGCGCGGCUGUCGGACCUCAUGUGCAUGGCAUUGCUGCCGUACGAGCCCGACUGGGCGGAGGUGGUGAAGAUCUGGAGGGCGUACAAGAAGCGCAAGCCCAUCACAACAGUGGCAGCACCAAAGAAGCAACCUAGUGCUAAGGGGAAAGAGAAGGUGGACGAGGAUGAUGCUGGUGGUGCUGGCUCUGGGUGGGGGACAGAGACCCCCGUGCACAGGCACGGUUCUAUGAGCGAUGGUGGUGGUAGUGACGAAGAUGAAGACAUGUGUGUGAUGUGA
Molecule: messenger RNA, 2895 nt
Organism: Closterium sp. Naga37s-1
Lineage: Eukaryota; Viridiplantae; Streptophyta; Zygnematophyceae; Desmidiales; Closteriaceae
Source: the annotation of a GenBank genome assembly